AUGUCAGGACGCGGAAAGGGAGGAAAGGGUUUGGGUAAAGGAGGAGCAAAGAGGCAUAGGAAGGUGCUUCGUGACAACAUCCAGGGCAUUACGAAGCCUGCAAUUCUUAAUAAUUUUAAGAGAAAAAUGUCAGGUCGCGGAAAAGGAGGAAAGGGUUUGGGUAAAGGAGGAGCAAAGAGGCAUAGAAAGGUGCUUCGUGAUAACAUCCAGGGUAUUACGAAGCCUGCAAUUCGUCGUUUGGCUAGAAGAGGUGGUGUGAAGAGAAUCAGCGGUCUCAUCUAUGAAGAAACCCGUGGUGUUCUCAAGAUCUUCCUCGAGAACGUUAUUCGUGAUGCUGUUACCUACACUGAGCAUGCUAGAAGAAAAACCGUCACCGCCAUGGAUGUGGUUUAUGCUUUGAAGAGGCAGGGAAGGACACUUUACGGUUUCGGAGGUUGAUUCUAGUUUUCAGUCUAGGGUUUCGUAUGCACUAGCUGCGUUUAGAUGUAAAUGUUGGGUUUAUUUCAAAGAAUUAUGCAAUUGUUUUCUUGUUUCGGUUCAUUUAGUUUAGUUAUUCUUGAUCUGUUUGAACUGAUCUGGUAGUAUUAGUUGUGAUUCUUGUAUUUGGAAUUUUAUCUUAAUGAAGAAUACUCUCUUUUCUUCAA
Vicia villosa (hairy vetch) is the source of this 644-nucleotide messenger RNA. Its product is annotated as histone H4-like. The coding region runs from base 1 to 438 and encodes 145 amino acids. Lineage: Eukaryota; Viridiplantae; Streptophyta; Magnoliopsida; Fabales; Fabaceae. The record is from RefSeq and is a predicted model, not a curated record. Gene Ontology annotation, cellular component: nucleosome. The transcript has 2 exons. Gene Ontology annotation, biological process: nucleosome assembly. Gene Ontology annotation, molecular function: structural constituent of chromatin; protein heterodimerization activity; DNA binding.